AUGUUAACAAAUGAUAGUACAUUGUUAAAAAUGAUUUUGAAUACACUUGAUUUUGAUGUUCUUCGUCUUCAAUCACUUGGCUAUAAACAAGAAUUAACACGAGCAUUUACUCGUUUAACUAAUUAUGGAAUGUCAUUAUCAGUUAUUAGUGUUACAUCUGGUCUUUCAUCAUUAUUUUCAUAUGGUAUGAUAACAGGUGGUCCAGUUGUUAUGAUAUGGGGAUGGCUUAUUGUUUGUUUUUUUACUCUUUUUAUUGUUUUUGGUAUGGCAGAAAUAUGUUCAGCUUACCCAACAUCAGGUGGUCUUUACUAUUGGACAGGUAUACUUGUACCACAACGACAUAAAGCAUUAGUAAGUUGGUUUACUGGAUGGUUUAAUUUAAUUGGACAAUUUACUAUAACAACUGCUAUUGAUUUUAGUCUUGCUAUGUUGAUAGCAAGUGUUAUUUCAUUAAGUUUAAAUUUUCAAUGGUCACCUGAACGAUAUCAUAUUAUUCUUAUAUAUUUAAUAAUUAUAAUAAGUCAUGGAAUAUGUAAUUCAUUAGGAAUACGUUUUCUUUCUUGGUUAAUAUAUAUAUCAACAUGGUGGCAAUUAUUAGCACCAAUUAUUGUUUCAUUAGCACUUCUUAUUGGUGCUAAAUCAGGUCAUCAAUCAAUUAAAUUUGUUUUUACAGAAUUUAAAAAUGAAACUGGAUGGACAAAUAAAAUUUAUGUUAUUUUAAUGGGUCUUUUACCAGCUCAUUAUGUUCUUACUGGUUAUAAUGCAUCAGCUCAUAUAACAGAAGAAACUAAACAAGCUGAUAAAGCUAGUCCAUGGGGUAUGAUUAAUGCCAUAUUAGUUUCUAUUAUUAUUGGAUGGAUCUUUCUAAUUGCAUUCUUUUUUGGUAUACACGACUAUGAAACUACAAUAAGAACAUCAACUGGCUUUCCAAUAAUACAAAUUUUACUUGAUAAUUUUAAUAAUGAAUUAACAUUAUUUUUUAUGUGUCUACUUUUAAUAGCAUGUUGGUUUUCUGGUUUAGCUUCAGUAACAACAAAUUCAAGAAUGAUUUAUGCAUUUAGUCGUGAUAAUGCUAUGCCCGGUUCUUGUUGGUGGCAUAUAAUUCAUCCUCGCUUAUCAUGUCCACUUAAUGCUGUUUGGUUAUCAUGUUUUAUUGCAUUUCUUCUUGCACUUCCUUAUUUAGGUAAUACAACUACUUUUGUGGUUAUUACAAGUCUAUCUACUGUUUGUUUAUAUAUAUCAUAUAUACUGCCUAUUGUAUGUAAACUUCUUUAUCCGAAUGCAUUUCUUCGUGGUCCAUUUCAUCUUGGAAUAUUUUCAAAAUUUAUUAAUAUAAUUGCACUUCUUUGGGUUUGUCUUAUUAUUGUUCUUUUUGUUCUUCCACCAAUUUAUCCAAUUACUGCUGUUACAAUGAAUUAUGCAUCAGUUGGUGUUGGAAUUGUUUACUAUCCAGUAGCUCGUAGUUCAGGUUGGCUUGUUGAUCAAUCAUUUAAACAAUGUUGUACUUAUAGUAAUCAUAUGGAAAUGUUUUGUGGUGGUACUCAACUUCAAUGGAAUGUUCAUAGAGGAAAAUGUAGUAUUUGUGGUGAACCAUAUGAUAAACCAGCUAAAUUAUUUGAAAAAGGAGGAGCUAUGUAUACAGCUAAUCAUAAAGGUCAUUUUGAAUUUCGUUUAUGUAAUGUGGAUAGUAAUCCAAAUUCAGAUGCAACACAAGAAUGUCUUGAUCGUCGAGUAUUAAAAAUUGCUGGAACAGAUUCAACUAGAAUUCGUGAUGUUGAUAAAUAUGGUACAGCAACAAUUACUGUUCGUGUUCAACUUCCAUCAGACGUUGCUUGUCGACAUUGUGUUUUUCAAUGGAAAUAUACAGCAGGAAAUAAUUGGGGUACAGAUCCUAUAACUGGUCAAUCAGGUCUUGGAAUGGGUAUUGAAAAUGAAACAUUUAUGGGUUGUUCAGAUAUUUCGAUUAAUGGUAAUGGUUCACCUAUUGAAACAAUACCUCCUAUUAUUGUUACACCUGGUACUCCAGCAACAACAACAACAAAAACAAGUUCUCGCCCACCAAGUGGUUCAACUACUUGGUCAUCUAAUGGUGUUCAAUAUAAAACUAAUGAUAUAGUAUUAUAUGAAGGCAAGAAAUUUCAAUGUAUCGCCGAUCAUACAUCAUUUCCUGGAGCUGAACCAGGCAUCCUUACUUGGGCUUGGUGGAAACCUAUAAACUAA
Rotaria sordida is the source of this 2220-nucleotide messenger RNA. Lineage: Eukaryota; Metazoa; Rotifera; Eurotatoria; Philodinida; Philodinidae. The record is from the annotation of a GenBank genome assembly.